AUCGAGUGCCACCUGUUUUCACUCUCCGUGCCUCAGGACGAGGGCUUCGUGGCUGGCACAGCAUGGUCCAGGCCUGCUUGGCAUGCUCCAGAGUUCAUAACGUCAAUGUGACAGCGUGGACAGCCAGGACAGACAUGGACAAGACGGACAAGCCCAGUCCCUCUGCUAAGAAGCACGUGCGUCUCCAGGAGAGAAGGGGCUCCAACGUGUCACUGAUGCUGGACAUGAGCUCACUGGGGAACGUGGAACCCAUCCAGCCUGUCUGCACACCACGGGACAUCACGAUGAAGUUCCUAAGGACAUCCAGCCACAUACUGAGAAAAGAGGAGCUCCAGCAACGUGCCCAGAACCUGACAGAGCUCCAGGAGGAGUUUUCGAAAAUACCCCCCAAUUUCAUCAAUCCAGAGGAGCUGGAGAUCCCUGGACAUGCCUCCAAGGACAGAUACAAAACCAUCCUCCCCAAUCCCGAGAGUCGGGUCUGUUUGAGGAGGGCAAGGAACAAGGAGGAAGACAGCUACAUAAAUGCCAACUACAUCACGGGCUACGCCGGGCGCAGCCGGGAGUACAUUGCCACGCAGGGGCCCAUGCUGAACACUGUGACUGAUUUCUGGGAGAUGGUGUGGCAGGAGGAGACACCACUCAUCAUCAUGAUAACCAAGCUCCAGGAACGCAAAGAGAAAUGCGUCCACUACUGGCCUGAGAAGGAGGGUACUUACGGCCCCUUCACCAUCCGUGUGCAGGGGGUUAGCGAGUGUGUGGAGUACGUGAUCCGGGACCUCUCCAUCCAGCUUGAAGGUGAACGCCGCCAGGUCAAACACAUCUUCUUCCCUUCCUGGCCGGACCAGCAGACACCUGAGUCAGCCAAGCCACUGCUGCACUUGGUGUCCAAGGUAGAGGAGACUCUGAAGGCUGCAGCCAACAAGGGGCCCAUUAUCGUGCACUGCAGUGCAGGAAUUGGACGGACGGGCUGCUUUAUUGCUACCAGGAUUGGCUGCCAGCAGUUGAAGGACACGGGAGAGGUGGAUAUCCUGGGAAUUGUGUGCCGUCUCCGCAUAGAUAGGUAG
This is a messenger RNA of Tinamus guttatus (white-throated tinamou), 1064 nucleotides long. Lineage: Eukaryota; Metazoa; Chordata; Aves; Tinamiformes; Tinamidae. The record is from RefSeq and is a predicted model, not a curated record.